Marasmius oreades (fairy-ring Marasmius) is the source of this 1423-nucleotide messenger RNA. RefSeq lists its product as uncharacterized. The record is from RefSeq and is a predicted model, not a curated record. Gene Ontology annotation, molecular function: snoRNA binding. Bases 7 to 1341 code for a protein of 444 amino acids. Gene Ontology annotation, cellular component: cytoplasm; nucleolus; preribosome, small subunit precursor. Gene Ontology annotation, biological process: rRNA processing. NCBI's taxonomy places the organism in Eukaryota, Fungi, Basidiomycota, Agaricomycetes, Agaricales, Marasmiaceae. The transcript is spliced from 8 exons.
CCAGCCAUGCCUCGAACCUCAAAAUCGUCCACAAAAUCAAGACAUAACCCUUUGAUUGCUCAAAUCGGAGAAGAUGAACUAUUAGCAAAGUAUGGACAUGUCUCGCAGCCUGGUAGGCGGGAAAAGUCGAGACAAUUCAAAGACAACAGUGAGGAUGAAGAGGUCAUACUGGAUCCGAAAUCAUCAAUGCGCAUCUUAGAGCUCGCAAGAGAUCAACAAAAAGAACUUGGUGAUGACACAAGUGAAGAUGAGGAAGACGAAACACCUGAGGAACAGAUACGAGCCGGAAUCAUGGACGAGGACGAAGUCGAGGAAUAUGAUGAAAAAAUGGAAGAGGUUGAAGAAGUAGAAUUCGAUAUCGACGCGGGUGAUCUUCAAAUAUUGGAUCAACUACUUCCUCCAAACUCUGGUGAACGAAGGACUCUUGCAGAUAUAAUAUUUGCCAAAAUAGACGAACAUGAAGCCGCGAACGCAGCAGCAAUAAAGAAAGUGCCACAAGAUAAAUCGGCGCCUGAUCCUGCCCUAGGACUUGACCCUAGAGUUGUCGAUGUUUAUAACAAAGUUGGUGUGCUUCUUCGCGGCUACAGAUCCGGUCCUCUUCCGAUACCAUUCAAAGUCAUACCCACUCUUCCUGCAUGGGCCCGUAUUCUUGCCUUGACUCAACCAGAGAAUUGGUCACCACAUGCAGCACGAGCUGCGACAAGGAUAUUCGUGUCUACCAUGAAGCCUUCACAAGCUCAACUCUUUCUCAGCGUCGUGCUCUUGGACGCGAUUCGUGAGGAUAUACGGGAGAAUAAAAAACUGAAUGUUCAGUAUUAUGAGGCACUGAAAAAAGCCUUGUACAAACCCGGCGCAUUCUUUAAAGGGAUUGUAUUUCCAUUGCUUGAGCAAGGAUGUACACUAAAAGAAGCAGCCAUAGUUGCUUCUGUUUUGGCUCGGACGAGAGUUCCAGUGUUACAUGCCUCAGCAGCACUUUUGCGGAUCGCGGAAAUGGACUAUUCUGGUCCAAAUUCCCUGUUCAUUCGGGUGCUCCUCGACAAAAAGCACGCACUACCCUACAAAGUCAUUGAUGCUCUCGUAUUCCACUUCAUCCGCCUUUCAAAUACUUAUAAGGCACGAAAACGCGGAGACGCAGAAUGUCUUCCGGUAUUAUGGCACCAAAGUCUUCUUGUUUUUUCCCAGAGGUACGCGUCAGAUCUCACUCCCGACCAAAAAGAUGCGCUAUUAGAUGUUUUGAGAGCGACGCCUCAUGGCCAGAUUGGGCCAGAAAUUAGAAGGGAGUUAGUAAAUUCUGUGGUGAGAGGGCAGCCUCGUCCUGACGAGGAUGUGGAGAUGUCAUGAUUAGGCUCUUUUCGACGUGCCAUGUACCCCACGCAUCCAUCUAUGUAGCCCCUAAUUCUGACUUGUUUUUGCACGAAUUCCG